GGUCGCGCGGAGCGUUGCGGCUCGGAGCGGCGCCAUUUUGGGAGCGAGGCGAGCGGUGUGUGUGGUUGUGAGCGUGCGAGCGCGCUCCGCUCGCGUCCGGGGCCCCGUGGCUCUGGGGCGGAGGGCGCGGGACGUCGGGCCCGGGGCGGCCCGGCGGCGGGGGCGGGCAGCAGGCUUCCGGGGGGGGGAAGGAGGAGAAGGAGGAGGAGGCGGCGCGGAGGGGCCGGGGCGGUACUGCCGUGAGGGGCGCGGGGCCGCCCCGUUCCCUCCCCCGCCGCGGGGCCCCGGGGAAGGGGGGGCGCUUGGGAGCGCGGGAACGGCCGGCGCAGCCCCGCAGCGGGGCCAGCAGAGCCCGUCCCGUCUCCUCCCCGCCACAAAGGGUCUCGCGGAGCUGGAGUGUCCCGAUCCGGGCUGAGCUGCGGCCGGGAAUCCCCCGCAGCUCCCUGGGGACCGCGGGGUCCACCGCCCGGGGCAGCGCCUCCUCUUCAGGCAGUGGGCGUUACGGAGAGCACUAGGUGUCGGAGCCUUUUGCCUCAGCUGUUGGUGUUGGGGAGGAAGAGCGGUGGGAGCCGAUCUGCCGCAGCCACUUUCUUUCAAAGCCGAGAAGCACCGGACGCUGUUGGGGAUUAUUUGUCCGAGUGUUUCCUCCUGAACAGCCUUCAGAAGCGGUCAGCGGACGGCGCGGAGGGGAUUGGGAGUUCCAAGUCUGAGCGUUCUCUUUCUGAAAGUGCAGAGGAUCUCCCCCUCGGACAGUUUCGUGCGUGUGGCAUGGAUACACGGCUGAGUUUAUCAAGUUUGGAAUGCUUUUGCUAUCCAGAUGAAGUGCUUUUAGGCAUUUUUUUCUUCUGAGCACCACUCUGUCUACAACUGGAUUUGUAGACUGUCUCCAAGUCAGAUGCAGCCUGAGUCACUGUAUGGACGUUACUGAAAAGUUUCAUGGCAGAUAUUAUUACCCUUAUAUUAUUUUUUAGAUUUUCUGACGUAGCCUUUUGUUGUUUUGCAGUGCGACCUAUUUUCUAAAUGAAGAGCCUAACAGAAGUCUGUUUAUCUUUUUUUCUUUUUUCUUUUAUUUAAUAUUUUGGGAAAAUGUUGUUGCCAGUAAGCAACAUGGCGGUAUCUAGAUAGCUGUUGUUUACAGAUGCUUCAGUUACCUGGAAUGAAGAUGUGUUCCUCGGUUCAGAUGUGAAAUUUGGAUUUUCAGCUUUACAGUUUGCGACAUAAAAAGUGUAUUUAUUUCAUUUGGAGCUGAUGUUUCUUAUAGUGAUACAUUCAUGGAAUAGAUGACAGAAAAAGCUUUCAAAGAGAAAACAAACUUUUUGAGUGAGAGACUUGGUAGAUUUUGAAAUCUAUAAGCAAGAAGGAUGGGUAGCUGAUUCCUGUGAGGUCAAACCUAUGUCAAACAGCUACGAAUGUAGUAUCAACAAGAACUUGGGAUAUUAUCUCAAGGAAAACAAACUGGAAAAGUAUAAAACACGUGGAGCUAACACCUUGUGCGGUCCUCUUGGAUUAGGUUUGCGUUGGACUGAAUUGAUACUACUUAGAAGAAAAUUAAGAUGGACAGAACAACUUAAUUCAAAAAUAUGCUAGUAUUACAAUGACAAAGUGAGGGUGAAUUGUCAAAGAAGUUUGUAAAUGAAGAGAGAACUUCAGGAUCCCACACACAGUUUGUGGUGUGCUGUACUUAAGGGACUUGCCACGAGGUGCUAAAGCCUUGUUUCAUUGAUUUGGAGAGACUGGACCUAAAUGGCGCAGCAUGACUUUGCUCCAGCCUGGCUUAAUUUUCCUACUCCACCAUCGUCAACAAAGUCAUCGUUGAACUUUGAGAAGCAUUCUGAAAAUCUUUUGUGGACGGAGAAUCGUUAUGAAGCAAAUCGCAGAAGACACAACUCUUCUGAUGGGUUUGAUCCUAACAUUGGGCGGCCUAAUGGAGGGCAUUUUGGGAGAAAAGAGAAGAAUGGUUGGCGUUCACAAGGCAGAAAUGGUACAGAAAAUACAAACCACCGUGGAGGAUACCAUGGCGGAGGUUCCCGCUCUCGUACCAGCACUUUCCACUGUGGAAAAAGCCAGGGACUGCAUGAAAACAAUGUGCCUGAUAAUGAUACUGGGAAAAAGGAAGACAAAGAAGUACCCAAACAAUUUGAGGCUGAGGAUUUUCCAUCUUUGAAUCCUGAAUAUGAGAGGGAACCAAACCAAAAUAAAUCUUUAGCAGCAGGUGUGUGGGAGUAUCCUUUGAAUCCUAAAUCCAGAUCUCCAAGAAUGCUCGUCAUUAAAAAGGGCAAUACGAAAGAACUGCAGAUAUCUGGAUUCCCUGUAGUAGGAAGUCUUCAGUCACAGACAGUAAAAAAUGGUACCGGCACAAGUGUUUAUAAAGGAUUAGUGCCUAAACCUGCCACUCCACCCGCAAAGCAUACACAGUGGAAAAGCCAAGCAAAAGAAAAUAAACUUGUGAAUCCAUUUCCUCAAGAAUCUUCAUAUGUUAGUGGCAAUUUCAGUCCUUUCAAAUCAACUGCCAAGGCAUUUCCUGUAUCCCAGAAUGCAGUGAGAGAGUGUAAUCGGUCAAGUUCUUCAUCCCCUGUUGACAAAGUUGGUCAGCCUCGUUUAACAAAGCUGACAAGAAUGCGGACUGAUAAGAAGAGUGAAUUUUUGAAAGCACUGAAACGAGAUAGAGUGGAAGAAGAGCAUGAGGAUGAGAAUGCUGGGCAAGAGAAGGAUGGUGACUCCCUUGACUUGCAUAACAGCAACAAUUCUCAUCAUGAGCGAGAUAUAAACCGAAACUUUGAAAAUGAAUUUCCACAGGAGAAUGGCAAUGCUUCAGUUACAUCUCAACAGAUCAUUCGAUCUUCAACUUUCCCUCAGGCAGAUAUUCUUUCAAGCUCUCUUGAAGCAGAGCAUAGGCUGUUAAAGGAAAUGGGCUGGCAGGAAGAUAGUGAAAAUGAUGAAAUAUAUGCUCCACUAACAGAAGAUGAGAUGAGGGAAUUCCAAGUCAUCAGUGAACAGUUACGAAAAAAUGGUCUACGGAAAAAUGGCAUUUUGAAAAACGGCCUAAUUUGUAAUUUUAAAUUUAGCCCUUGGAAAAACAGCACUUUCAAACCUGCUCUGGAGAAUGAGGAUUCUGAGACAAGCAGCAGUGAUACAUCAGAUGAUGAUGAUGUAUGAAGAUUUCUGUAACAUCUCUAGAAGCUUGUUUUGAUACUAUGAAAAUAUGGGGAUGUAUUGUCAAAAAAAAAAAAAACCCACACAAAAACCUAAUAUAUGUAGUAACAUGCCCUACUAGAGGAAGAAUGAUGGAACUGCUCUCUGAAGAAAGCAAGGAAUAUUGUGUUGGGUGUGUUGAACAUUACUAUUAUUUCUUUGUAAACAAAUGUUGUAGAACCAGGACUUGGGUUGACCCAGCAUUGACUGUCUUCAUCGCUGCAGCAUUUCUGACUAGCAAUGUGACAAUGUAACAAUUCAGACUUUCUCAUUUAAUAAUAAAAGCAAGAAUAAUUGUGUAA
Messenger RNA from Gallus gallus (chicken), 3494 nucleotides. RefSeq names its product GC-rich promoter binding protein 1 (gene GPBP1). NCBI's taxonomy places the organism in Eukaryota, Metazoa, Chordata, Aves, Galliformes, Phasianidae. Bases 1744 to 3156 code for a protein of 470 amino acids. Gene Ontology annotation, biological process: DNA-templated transcription; positive regulation of DNA-templated transcription. Gene Ontology annotation, cellular component: nucleus. The transcript is spliced from 14 exons. Gene Ontology annotation, molecular function: DNA binding; RNA binding. The record is from RefSeq and is a predicted model, not a curated record.